AUGGCACUGCCGUCCUCGCCUGCAAGCACAACCCAUCACCCGCCUCGCAUCUCCUCCAUCUCCUCCUCCUGCUGCCCGCCGUCGCCAUUCCCCCUCCAGAUUCAGACUACCAGCCGCCCUACAACCCCUGCGGGCGCGCCAUAUCUUCUUCGUGUUGCCACUGCUUCUUCCACUGCCAGUAGCACAAGAAGUCGAAGUCGAGGUCGUUGGCACCUGCCGCCUCCAGCUGCCCUCCCCGACCCCCAAUCCGCUGCGGCGCUACUCCUCGCCGCCGCCGGGACAGUUGGUGCCGCCAGCCUCCUGCUCCGCUCCUCCUCCUCAUCCGCCUCCGCCUCACAGCAGCAGCAACAGGAGGAACAAGAACAAGUAGAGGGAGAGGAGUGCCCGGACUGCGGCGGGACCGGGCUCUGCGGCCGCUGCAAAGGAGAGGGCUUCGUCUUCAAGCAGCUCUCCGAGGAGACGGCCACCAAGGCGCGCAAGGCCGCCAAGAACAUGGCCACCAGAUACACCGCCGGGCUGCCCACCAAGUGGACCUACUGCAACAAGUGCUCCUCCACCCGCUCCUGCACAACCUGCCGAGGCUCCGGCAGAAUCAUCACCACACCUGUCACCUAG
Miscanthus lutarioriparius is the source of this 615-nucleotide messenger RNA. NCBI's taxonomy places the organism in Eukaryota, Viridiplantae, Streptophyta, Magnoliopsida, Poales, Poaceae. The record is from the annotation of a GenBank genome assembly.